AUGGGUAUAGAAGUGAAUUGUAUCGUCAAUUCUAAAGAAAGUUCAAUAGAUUUAAUUACUUGUCUCAUUUGUCACGAUAUUCUUUGGAAACCUGUAACUUGUGAAAUAUGUGAAAAUUCCUUCUGCAAUGAUUGUAUAACAUUAUGGUUAGAAAAACAUCCAAGUGUUUGUCCAAAUAAUUGUGAUUAUAAACAACGUCAACGUCCACCACUUCUUCUCGUUCAAUUACUAUCAAAAUUACAAGUCAUUUGCAAAAAUCAACAUACUGGUUGCGAAGAUGUUUUAUCUUAUGAAUCUCUUGAGCAACAUGAACAUGAAUGUGAUUUUCAUAUGGAACAGUGUACUGGUUGUUCUAAAUCAAUGUUGAAGAAAGAACGAAAUAUACAUGAAAAAUUAUGUGAUCAGAUUGAACUUCAAUGUCAUGUAUGUCAAGUAAAAUACAGACGAAUUAAUGGUCAUAAUGAGGUGGAAUGUUUACAAAACUGUUUAGUUCAACUACAAAUCAAAAUUCAAGUACUUGAAGAAAAUGAUAGAAUACAAAAAACAACAUUAGAGAAUUUGAACAAACGACGAAUAAUCCAGUUUGACGAUCUUGUCCCUAAUACAGGACAAGAACACACUGGAUGCAUUAUCUAUAAUUAUGCCAAUUUAAAUUGGGGGAAUUUCAACUAUCUACAUAUUUCCUCUGCAAUUUCACAAGAUCUAAUUAUGCGUAGUGCCAUUGGAAUAUAUCAAAAUGGUUGUCUUCAAACCAAUGCGUUUACACACGGUCAAGCAUAUGUGGCUUCAUGUACUCUUAUUCCACCGGCAUUUUCGACAAUUUCAAGCUCAAACGGAACAUUUAAUAUUCAUUCAUUUUAUACUAAUUCGAUGAAUCUAUGGUCAGUAAUUGUUAUCAAAGGACUGAAAGAUAAGAAUGAGUUAUAUACAAAAGGUGUUUCUCUAACGAACCAUUCAUCAAAAAUUAUUCUUGAAUGGCUCAAUAUUGAUCAAAUUCAGUUUCAUCCAGGACCACCACAAGGACAUGGCAAUGCGCAGAUGCGUAUCAGUCGUUUGAUUCUAUCAUAG
Adineta steineri is the source of this 1068-nucleotide messenger RNA. The record is from the annotation of a GenBank genome assembly. NCBI's taxonomy places the organism in Eukaryota, Metazoa, Rotifera, Eurotatoria, Adinetida, Adinetidae.